Messenger RNA from Choloepus didactylus (southern two-toed sloth), 1182 nucleotides. RefSeq names its product gem-associated protein 2-like. Gene Ontology annotation, cellular component: spliceosomal complex; SMN complex; nucleus. NCBI's taxonomy places the organism in Eukaryota, Metazoa, Chordata, Mammalia, Pilosa, Megalonychidae. The transcript has a single exon. The record is from RefSeq and is a predicted model, not a curated record. Gene Ontology annotation, biological process: spliceosomal complex assembly; spliceosomal snRNP assembly. The coding region runs from base 3 to 812 and encodes 269 amino acids.
CCAUGGCGUGGGUACCAGUGGAGUCUGCAGUGGAAGAGCUGAUGCCCGGGCUCUUGCCGGUGGAGCCCCGCGACGUGUCAGAAGGUUUCGAUCCCUCUGUACUCCCGAGGACGCCUCGGGAAUACCUGAGGCGGGUCCAGAUUGAAGCGGCUUUAUGUCCAGAUGUUGUGGUAGCUCAGAUUGAUCCAAAGAAGUUGAAAAGAAGGCAAACUGUAAAUGUUUCUCUUUCAGGAUGCCAGCCUGCUCCUGAAGGAUAUUCCCCAACACUACAAUGGCAACAGCAACAAGUGGCACGGUUUUCAGCUGUUCGACAGAGUGUGAACAAACAUAGAAGCCACUGGAAAUCACAACAGUUGGAUAGUAAUGUGACCAUGCCAAAAUCUGAGGAUGAAGAAGGCUGGAAAAAAUUUUGUCUGGGUGAACGAUUAUGUGCUGAAGGGGCUGCUGGACCAGCUACAAAUGAAAAUCCAGGAAUCGAUUAUGUACAAAUUGGUUUCCCUCCCUUGCUUAGUAUUGUUAGCAGAAUGAAUCAGGCAACAGUAACUAGUGUCUUGGAGUACCUGAGUAAUUGGUUUGGAGAAAGAGACUUUACUCCAGAGUUGGGAAGAUGGCUUUAUGCUUUGUUGGUUUGUCUUGAAAAACCCUUAUUACCUGAGGCUCAUUCACUGAUCCGGCAGCUUGCAAGAAGGUGCUCUGAAGUGAGACUCUUAGUGGACAGCAAAGAUGAUGAGCAAAUUCCUGCUUUAAAUUUAUUAAUCUGUUUGGUUAGCAGGUAUUUUGACCAACGUGAUUUAGCUGAUGAUCCAUCUUGAUGUAGCUGCUAUUUCAGGAAUAGAAGAUUUUUGUGAUAAAGACAGCCUAAGUUUGAGGAAUGCAAUGCAAAUUCAAGCACAAGCCUCUCAUCUUCAACACUAUGUGAAGGGCCCUCAUCUUAACCUGUGCAGCUCAAGUUGAUAUUCAGAAAAUGCAAUGUAUUGUUUUGAAAGUCCGAAAUAUCUAUGAAAAAUCCCGCCCAGUUUUUGAUUAUCACUUUGAAUAGUUUUCUGCAAUCACAUGCUUUUAAAACUUAGUGCCAGUUAUUGGUGAAGCAGCCUACACAGAAAUUGUAUGAUGAAAUUUUACAUUAUUUUGUUUACUGUUUCAUUAUCUUUAUACCUAAUACAUAUAAAACUUUAUUGAAAA